GUCAAUGACGCCGCAUUAGUUUACCAUUUGCAGCGCAAAAACCACGCGUUAGAAGACAUUGUUCCGAACAACGCGAAAUCACUCGAAAAUAAAUAGUACAAAAAUGUUCCGCUUCACGGUUUGCUUCGUGGCCAUGGCUGUGUGCUUGUGCACGUCCGCGUGGGCCUCGCACUAUGGUGGUGCUGCUCCAGCACCAUCCUCAUCAUAUGGUGGCGGCGGCGGUUCAUCGGCGGCCCAGGUUAUUACAUUACCCGCCAAUGUUGAAGCUCAAGCGGCCGCUCUGACGAAUGCCGCCGGCGCCAAGGCGACCGCUGCCAAAAUCAACGCACUCAAAUGGGAUCUGCUCAACUUGUACGGUUAUGAAAUCGGUUAUCCAUUGUUGGUGAAGAAAUACGGACCAUUGACCUCGCUGUACUCCGCUGCGCUGCCACCACGCAGUUUUGUUGGAAAAAUCGAUCCCGCUUUCUUGAAAGACUCUUAUGGCAAAAUCAAAUAUGUCGGUGAAAGUUCGAUUGGUGUUGCGGCAAUCUAAGAUGGCCACGUAUAAAGCGAGAGCUUAACUUUUUGUGACUGAAGCCUUAAUACUAAACCCAGCUUGGCAAUAAAGCUAUUAUUUUUUAAGUGAAAAA
Messenger RNA from Zeugodacus cucurbitae (melon fly), 629 nucleotides. RefSeq names its product chorion protein S16 (gene Cp16). Gene Ontology annotation, cellular component: egg chorion. The transcript has 2 exons. The record is from RefSeq and is a predicted model, not a curated record. Gene Ontology annotation, biological process: multicellular organism development. The coding region runs from base 104 to 532 and encodes 142 amino acids. NCBI's taxonomy places the organism in Eukaryota, Metazoa, Arthropoda, Insecta, Diptera, Tephritidae.